AUGGCGCCCGCAAAUAAACGGUUAGCCUCCACGAAACUCCACUUCAAGACGGCCGAGAACUACCGGGAGGACAACUCGAAAGGCAAGAUGCUCCGGUUUGAGGACUCUCUGCCCAGAUUGCCGGUUCCCACACUCGAGGAGACAUCCGCCCGCUACCUAAAGAGUCUACACCCACUUCUGACGAAAGAAGAGUUUGAGGCAUCCAAAAAGGCAGUGGAAGAGUUCAACAAGCCAGGCAGUCUCGGAGAGAAGCUGCAAGAAAGACUGGUGGCCAAAGCACAAGACCCCAACGUCAAGAACUGGCUGGCAGACUGGUGGAACGAGUCGGCAUACUUGGGUUACCGUGACCCAGUCGUCCCAUAUGUUUCUUAUUUCUACUCAUUUCGCGACGACCGACGUCGAAGAAACCCGGCGAAGCGAGCGGCUGCAAUCACCACGGCCGCGCUCGAGUUCAAGCGUCAGGUGGACACCAAAACCCUAGAACCCGAGUAUAUGCGCGGCAAGCCAAUGGCCAUGAGCAGUUAUGACUACAUGUUCAACACGUCCCGAGUUGCCGCCAUUCCCACCGACUAUCCCAUCCAAUACCCUGCUGAAGGCAACGAGCACAUUAUUGCUAUUCGGAAUAACCAGUUCUGGAAGAUCCAAACACACAUCAACGGAAAGCAACUCACCACUUCUGAGCUUGAGCAACAGUUCAACAAGGUCCUUCGUAACGCUCAACACGCCGAUCCCAUUGGCUCGAUCACCUCGUUCCCGCGUGAUCAGGGCGCCAAAGCGCGCGAAAACCUGCUCGCCGCAUCUCCUUUGAACGAGGCCGUGCUCAAGGAAAUUGAGGCUUCUUCAUUUGUUGUCUGUCUGGACACCACCACCCCAGUCACCCUGGAAGAGCGGGCACAUGUCUACUGGCACGGUGACGGCGCGAACCGAUGGUACGACAAGCCUCUGCAAUUCAUCAUCACCGACAACGGCACUGCGGGAUUUAUGGGCGAACACAGCAUGAUGGACGGCACCCCGACACACCGACUCUGCGACACGGUCAACGCAUACAUUGUGCACAACAAGCUCGAUUUUGACAACCCGAACGUCCGCUCCGACUUGCCGGACCCGACCCCUCUAAAGUUCGAGACUUCAGCGGCCGUUUUUGAGGAUCUGGCCAACGCCCAAGCUCAAUUCCGCCAAGUCAUUGCCGCGCAUGACCUGCGCGUCCAAGCGUACCAAGGCUACGGCAAAGGACUGAUCAAGAAAUUCAAGUGCUCGCCAGACGCGUACGUCCAGAUGGUGAUUCAACUGGCAUACCACAAAAUGUACGGCAAGAACCGACCAACGUACGAGUCAGCCGCUACGAGGAAAUAUCAACUCGGUCGCACCGAAACCACCCGCACGGUCUCGGACGAGUCGGUGGCUUUUUGUGAUGCUAUGGCCGACCCGUCUGUGUCAAGAGAGGAGUGCGAGCGUCUGUUCCGUGCCGCCGUCAAGGCUCAUGUUGAAUACACUGCCGCAGCAGGUGAAGGAUACGGCGUGGACCGACAUCUGUUCGGUUUGAAGAAGUUGAUCCAAGAGGGUGAAGAGGUGCCGGAACUCUACAAGGAUCCGGCCUACUCUUACUCGUCCACUUGGUAUAUUAGCUCUAGCCAGUUGAGUUCGGAGUAUUUCAACGGCUAUGGCUGGAGUCAGGUGGUUGAUCAGGGGUGGGGGAUUGCUUAUAUGAUUAAUGAAAACAGUCUACAAUUCAACGUCGUCUCCAAGAAGCUCGGCUGCGAGAGAAUGAGCUUCUUCCUCAACGAGGCGGCCAACGACAUUCGCGACAUGUUGCUUCCUUCGCUGGAGUCCGGGGCGGCCAAGGCGGAGGCGCCGAAAGCGAAGUUGUAA
Molecule: messenger RNA, 1869 nt
Organism: Exophiala dermatitidis NIH/UT8656
Lineage: Eukaryota; Fungi; Ascomycota; Eurotiomycetes; Chaetothyriales; Herpotrichiellaceae
Product: carnitine O-acetyltransferase
Exons: 3
Coding region: 1-1869 (622 amino acids)
Biological process (GO): carnitine metabolic process
Cellular component (GO): mitochondrion; peroxisome
Molecular function (GO): carnitine O-acetyltransferase activity
Source: RefSeq, a predicted model, not a curated record